ACGACAUUUGAAGUAGCGGUAACGACAACGGUAACUGUAACGGCCUCGUUUAAUCGACGGUCCAAACAAGACACCCUCACAUCCAAGGCUUCAUUCAGGAACAGAGUAGAGAUCAGCUCUUGGUCCCUGAUAUCCCCCCACAUAGUCGGUCAGAUAGAAAAUCCCCCAGACCAAGAUAAGUGA
Botrytis fragariae is the source of this 183-nucleotide messenger RNA. RefSeq lists its product as uncharacterized. The record is from RefSeq and is a predicted model, not a curated record. The transcript has 2 exons. NCBI's taxonomy places the organism in Eukaryota, Fungi, Ascomycota, Leotiomycetes, Helotiales, Sclerotiniaceae. The annotation marks the transcript as partial.